CCACUCCCCUCCCUUCCUAUCUCUCUGAUCUCUCACACACUCGCACGCACACGAUCGAUCAUGAUCAAGUACAGAAUGACAGUCUUCCAUGCACAGAGAGGGAAUAUAUUAGUAAUAAUUCCACUAGCUGUGUUCUUAAUAUUCACUGAAUUUUUAUUCCUUGUUGGUUCUGUAGAAUCUCUACCAACAGUGUUACCUUCCCUGCCAACCCAUUUCUCCAAAAUCCCUGGAGCAUCACCAAGAGCAGAUAUCUUUUCAGUUUGCAGGCGCACCCCCUACAGAGCAGCUUGCGAAUCCAUGCUUUCACCAAAGCUAAUUAGUGCUCCCCCUCAAACACUUGGAGAUCUCUUCGACCACUCGGUCCAGUUUAGCAUCGGCAAAGCUAACUCGGCUCGAGCCCUUGCGUACAACUUCAGUCAUUCUUUUGAAACUUCCCAUAUCCUCUUAAAUGGUGGCAUGAACGACUGCCUCGAGCUGCUCGAUGACAGUCUGGACCAGCUCGCGAAUGUUGUCAACCGCCACAGAAAGCCCAGCCCAAGCAGUACGGACGACGUCCAAACAUGGCUCAGUGCUGCUCUUACAAAUCAGGUGACCUGUCUCAAAAGCCUUGAGAAUUACAGAUUUAAGAUAGACAAAGGUAUAAUGGAUGCCACGGUUGGAGAUCUGAGCCACUUCAUCAGCAAUUCCCUGAACCUUUACAUGUCUAGCAACCAAAAUUAUCACGAGGCUAAAAAAUGGAGCAUAAGUAGUACUGGAGGCCAUCGAAGGUUGAUGUCGGAUGGUUUUCCGUCGUGGGUGUCGACGGCAGAACGGAGACUAUUACGAGCUUCUAUAGGAGAGAUAGAGGCAAGUGCAGUGGUGGCUAAGGACGGAAGCGGGACUCACGAAACGAUAGGGGAGGCACUUGCGCUGGCGGCCUCCUUGGCUGUUGGUGGUAUUGGUAGGACUGUAGUUCACGUUAAAGCUGGGACAUAUCACGAAAACCUUAACAUUCGCACUGACCAAAAUAACCUAAUGUUAGUUGGGGCUGGAAAGGGACAAACAGUCAUUGUUGGUGAUCGGAGCAACGACGGUGGCUGGACAACUUUCCGCUCUGCUACUUUUGCCGCCAUGGGCGAUGGGUUCAUUGCAAGAGACAUCACAUUUGUGAACAGUGCGGGGCCAGCCAAGCACCAAGCCGUUGCCCUACGUGUUGGAUCCGACAGGUCCGUAAUCUUCCGAUGCUCCAUCCUCGGCUAUCAAGACACACUCUACACCUAUUCUAAACGACAGUUCUACAGAGAAACCGAUAUUUACGGAACCAUAGAUUUCAUAUUCGGGAACUCAGCAGUAGUUUUCCAAAACUGCAACAUAUACGUGAGGAAACCUUUGUCUGGUCAGGACAACUUCAUUACAGCGCAAGGUCGGAACAGCCCAGAUGAAAAUACCGGCAUUUCUAUUCACAAUUGUAAGAUAGCAGCUGCAUCCGACCUAAAACCUGUGCAAUCUAAGGUUGCUACGUAUCUUGGAAGACCAUGGUUUAAGCAUUCUAGGACGGUAAUCAUGCAGUCGUAUCUGGAUGGCUUAAUCCACCCAGCAGGAUGGGCACCGUGGCCCGGAUCUUCUGCCUUUGAAAAACUCUAUUAUGGGGAAUACAAGAACAAAGGGCCUGGAGCCUCCAUUUCCGGUAGGGUAAAGUGGCCAGGUUAUCAUGCCUCCCUCACGUCGGCUGAUGCUCAAAGAUUCACAGUGGCUGGUUUUAUUGCUGGACAUCUCUGGCUGCCCUCCACUGGGGUAUCUUUUGAUUCAGGACUUCUUGGAUGAACCAUAUAUGUCCUUAAUUAUCAAGGGUACUUAAUUAAGGCCUAGCUGUCCAUACACAAUCUGAAUGAACGUCUCAUUUAGCUGAAAACAGUUAAUUUGGUUCAUUCAUGGGUUUGUUUUUGCAACUUCAAAAAACUAGGCUUACGUAUAUGCAUGCAUGGCCAAGACACAUGACUUAGUACUUUCCCAUGUAUAUACUGCAUGGGUGUUGUGCAUUAUGUAUCAUGUGCGUAUGGAUUGCAAAAUCAAGAAAAGUUACAACGAUGUACGUGUAACUAUAUAUAUUAA
Molecule: messenger RNA, 2091 nt
Organism: Juglans microcarpa x Juglans regia
Lineage: Eukaryota; Viridiplantae; Streptophyta; Magnoliopsida; Fagales; Juglandaceae
Product: pectinesterase-like
Exons: 2
Coding region: 61-1803 (580 amino acids)
Biological process (GO): cell wall modification
Molecular function (GO): pectinesterase activity; pectinesterase inhibitor activity
Source: RefSeq, a predicted model, not a curated record